CCCGCCAUCUUCAAAAACAAUUCACAAAACACUUAUCACUUAUCAGUUAUUCACCACUUAUCAGUCCAACUUAUUCCACUGCUGACGUAACACACUUAUCACUUAUCAGAUUAACCACUUAUCGGAAGACGUCAUACACCCAGCUUGGACAAUUUAAAAAAAAACAUAGAAGUUGUGAGAAGGAACAUAAGAAAGGGAUAUGUCGCUAACUUCCUUACACCAUCUUUAAAUACCUUCGCGAGAAAAAGGUUUAUAAACAUCGAACAGAGAGAAUUGGGGAGAAUAUUAUUUCUCACAGAGGACGAAAAUAAAAGAUAUUGGGAAUGGGCGAGAGAAUGUUCUGAGAAAAGAUUUGAUGAGUGAUCCUCGUACCAUGUAACAGAAACAAAGAAAUAUCAUUCUCGUUUUAUCUAAAAAUUAUAAUUUAUACUACACGCUCAGCAUACCACCGUCUAAUAGCCUUAAUAUUUUGAGAUCAAUAAAUAAAUGAAGAAAAUAAACAUGUUCAGAUAUGUAAAAAUUAUUCAAAUAAGCUAUAAUGAUUUGUUUUAUUAAUUUAAGGCUCUACAGGGACGGACAGAGUCUGCGGGAGAUGACAUCAUGCCCAUCUUUAUGUGCUUUUGUACAUGUACAUCGACAACCGGAAGGCUACAAAAGAUGACACUACCUCUAAGACUAGCUGUUCUGACAGAAAUUCAAAAAGUACGAAAUGUUGUCUGAGGCAUUGAUCCACACCAGCUGCAUUAAUAAAUGGGGCAAAAGAUGGUUUGAUGAGGUUGAUUGAACCCGAUACGAAAGUAAUCGUUAUAGAAAUGGACUUUUCGAUGACACCGCCUCCUCAAUUGAGGGUAUGGGGUGAAACAGUGAAGGCGAUUACCAACAUCUUAGACGCGACACCUAGGGGAGAAAAGUUCCAUUAUAGAGUUGAGGGUGUCACUCUAAGAGAGGGCCGCGAGGAACACCCGGGUCUGACAAUGUAUAGAGGCCAGUCGGGUCUUCAUGUAGCAAAUGGAUUUGGGUGUGAUACAGAUACCAUCAUCACGUAUGACAAGUUGCGGUUUACUCUAAUACCGCACAGCUAUGAAGAACCACCUGAGCAAUUUGUUGAACCUGUGUUUACUGCCUUAAAACAGACAUUCGCAGUUGAUGGUCAAGACAUUGGUAUAUACCUUCAGAUACACGUUGAUGCACUACCAACGUACGGCGCGGGAAAGCAAUUAACACAGGCCGACAGAAAACUCGUGGAGAGAUGCUGUAUUAGAGACCCCGUGUUCACCCAUUUCGUAUCGAUGAGAAUUUGGGCAGGGAGCUGUUACAAUACGGCACUUAUGAGCUGCGCCGUAACUAUUGCCCAUGUGACUUUGGGGUUGAACCCCCCGGGAGGAAUGCUAGCAAUCUUUGAGGUAGAACGAUCUGUUUUUGAGUGGGUUGGUGAUCGCCAACAACUUGUUGCAGGAUGCACAAUGGACUGGGUAAACGGCCCCUCACUACAGGGUCACCAUGUCAGUUUAGCAGACGCCUUCAAGAACUUUUUAGAAGACAGUCAGUGGGUCGUGCUAGGCAGGUACAUGCACCUACGAGGGACAUUUGGCACAGGACGAGUGCCUGUCAAAGAUCUAGUACAGGAGCCAGCACAACAGUGGGUAAAAGAGCUAUGGCUACUCCGGUUGUUAGCCGACGACACUGGCCAUGGAGACGAUGGCGAUUAUGAUGAGAUCAAUGAGCAAUGGGACGCUAAAUCAAAUGCGGUUCUACAGGGACGGACAGAGUGUGCGGGAGAUGACAUCAUGCCCAUCUAUUCAUCGGAGGCUGUGCUUUUGUGCAUGUACAUCAAAUGGACGACUGACUUCAAGGAUUAUUCGUUUAGAGACUUCUUCCUCCUUCCAAAGGAAGAGCACCUAAAGUUGGACAAUUUUAAAAAAACAUAG
Molecule: messenger RNA, 1928 nt
Organism: Owenia fusiformis
Lineage: Eukaryota; Metazoa; Annelida; Polychaeta; Sabellida; Oweniidae
Source: the annotation of a GenBank genome assembly